CCCCCCGUCGUCCAAAACAGCCAAAAAAGCAAGAACCAAUCAGCUACGACAUCAAUAUCCCCUACGUCGAUUACCCCCAAUACCUCCCCCUCUUGGGACCCAAUCUGGUUCGAACCCCUCCAACCCUUCGAAUAUGAAGACCCAGCCUUGCGCGUCCGCAACAAAUCAAAACCAAACCUGUUGCCCCCAACCGCAAAAGUCUCCCACAUCCAGCCAAGCCUAGGAACAAUCGUCGAGAACGUCCAGCUCUCAGACCUCUCCGCCGCAGGAAGAGAUGAACUCGCCCUCCUCAUCUCAGAGCGCAAGGUCGUCGCCUUCCCAGACCAGGACCUCAUCGAUGCAGGCCCAGACGCCCAGGAAUCUUUCAUGCGUCACUUCGGUAAACCAAACUACCAGCCCGUCUCAGGCUCAAUGACAGAUCAUCCUGCUUUCCAUAUCAUCCACCGUGACGGAAACAGAGAUGAGAUCGCCCGUUUCCUGCAGCAGCGUACCACAACCACCCUCUGGCACCAGGAUGUCAGCUACGAGAUCCAGCCUCCCGGCUAUGUCAUGCUCGGGCUCCUGCAGGGCCCGGAGGUCGGCGGUGAUACCGUAUUCGCUGCUACAGACUUGGCCUAUAAGCGGCUCUCGCCGGCUGUCACGGCUUUCUUGGAUGGAUUGAAGGUUACGCAUUCGUCGGCUAAGAUGAUUGCCCAUGCCCGCAUGACCGGUGGCUUGGAUCCCGUUGAUACGGUUCACCCGCUUAUCCGGGUGCAUCCCGUUACCGGGGAGAAGUGUAUGUUUUUGAAUGGGGAGUUUAUUACGAGGAUUGAUGGUCUCAAGGAUUCUGAGACUAAGUGGGUGUUGGAUUUCCUCAUGAAUCAUCUGGUUACCGGUCAUGAUUUCCAGGUCCGUGUGCGCUGGCAACCGAGGACAAUUGUGAUGUUUGAUAAUCGGUCGACUAUUCACUCUGCCAUUGUUGAUUACUUGGAUGAUGAUUACGGUGCUAAGGCUCGUCACAUCUUCCGCUUGAUUGCUCUGGGUGAGAAGCCCAUUCCUGUGUAUGAGGAAGAGGAUGAGGAGGAUGAACAGUUCGAAUAG
This is a messenger RNA of Penicillium mononematosum, 1080 nucleotides long. RefSeq names its product TauD/TfdA dioxygenase family protein. NCBI's taxonomy places the organism in Eukaryota, Fungi, Ascomycota, Eurotiomycetes, Eurotiales, Aspergillaceae. Gene Ontology annotation, molecular function: 2-oxoglutarate-dependent dioxygenase activity. The annotation marks the transcript as partial. The record is from RefSeq and is a predicted model, not a curated record. The transcript has 4 exons. Gene Ontology annotation, cellular component: cytoplasm.